Molecule: messenger RNA, 1075 nt
Organism: Beta vulgaris subsp. vulgaris (sugar beet)
Lineage: Eukaryota; Viridiplantae; Streptophyta; Magnoliopsida; Caryophyllales; Amaranthaceae
Product: fasciclin-like arabinogalactan protein 13
Exons: 1
Coding region: 131-889 (252 amino acids)
Source: RefSeq, a predicted model, not a curated record
UUGAAAAGGGUGGAUAACAUGCCAUAUCCAGCUCAUUCCACUACUACAUUAUUUCUCCAUAAAUCUCUUCUUGCCUCAUUCACCAAACCACCCAGCAAAGAAAACACAAUCCACACAGGGAAAAAAAACAAUGGCCUCAUCACUCCGACUCUCCCUUCUCCUGCUGGCCGCGGCACUCGCCUGCACACAGUGCUUGGCGCAGUCCCCAGCAGCCCCUGCGCCUGCGCCAGCCGGUCCCUUAAACCUCACAGCCAUCCUAGAGAAGGCAAGUCAAUACACCACCUUCAUGCGCCUUCUGGCCUCCACCCAGGUAGACAAUCAGAUUGCCAACCAGGUGAACACAUCCACGGAAGGCAUGACCGUCUUCGCUCCUACCGAUAACGCCUUCCAGAACCUGAAACCGGGCACAUUAAACGGAUUAUCAGUUCAGGAACAAGUUCAACUUGUACUGUACCAUGUCCUCCCAAAAUUCUACAACUUUGAAAACUUUGAAACUGUCAGUAACCCAGUCAGAACCCAAGCCACUGGACAAGAUGGUGAGCCUUUCGGGCUCAACAUUGUCUCCAUUGGUAACCGUCAGGUUAAUGUGUCUACUGGAAUGGUCACUGUUCAGCUAAACAAUGCUCUAAGGGAAAGGUUUCCACUGGCGGUUUAUCAAGUUGACAUGGUGUUGUUGCCAAAGGAGUUGUUCGGUGCUAAGUCUCCCAAGAGUGCCCCCAAGUCUUCAGCACCAAAAUCUGACGACUCGAAGUCAGAUGACAAAGCUGAUGGUCCAGCAACUGCUGCUUCUGCUGAUGCUGAAGGGAGGAAUGCAGGGUAUGGUUUGAGGAGUUUGGGGAUGAAAUUUGUUGCUGGUGUUGGAAUUCUUACAGCAGGUUUACUUUUCUAAGGAUGUAAAGAAGAAUCCUUGCAAAAAAUUGUUUGUUCUGUUUUGUACUUAAUAUUCAUUCCAUCUUUUUUGCUUCUCUUCUUUUUGGUUUCUGUUAUUGUGGGGGACAAAGGUCUGAUUGAUUGUUAAUGGUUAAUUCUUACCGACAUGGCGAUUAUACUAUUAAUUUUUUUAUUUUUCUUAUUA